Messenger RNA from Glycine soja, 1840 nucleotides. RefSeq lists its product as uncharacterized. The coding region runs from base 168 to 1472 and encodes 434 amino acids. The record is from RefSeq and is a predicted model, not a curated record. The transcript has 4 exons. NCBI's taxonomy places the organism in Eukaryota, Viridiplantae, Streptophyta, Magnoliopsida, Fabales, Fabaceae.
AGAACAAAACACGAAAUGAGAGGCCAGAGCCUGAAGUAUUCUCUUGUCUUGUGAUGGUCUUUUGUCUAUAAAUAAAUCCACUUUGAACCUGUUACUAUGUGCCUCCUCAAACAAAGCCUUGAACUUGAACUAUCGUGUCUUCUUGGCUUUCUCUGUUCAGGAUCAACAUGGAUAUUGUAUCACGAGCUUUGCUAUUUCCGUUGGCUAUACUUGUGCUCAUAUUAAGCACACCUUGCUCAGGUGCUUUUGGGAAGAGUGGAACUAAUGUGAAAACAGCUAUUUUUCUGUCCCCCAAGUUUGAACUUGGACCAGGAUCGGUAGCCAAUAAAUAUGAUUAUGACGCUGAUUUUCCAAGAGGUCAUAUAGCACUUAAGAGUUUCAAUGCUGAAGUAGUUGAUGAAGCAGGGAACCCUGUGCCUCUUCAUGAAACUUAUCUCCACCAUUGGGUUGUUGUAAGAUACUAUCAACCUAAAUAUGUGACGACACACACAAACUAUGAUGGACAUAGGAUACUUCACAACUCUGACCAUAUAUUUGUGAGGAACAGCGGCUUAUGCCAGAGAGAUACUCUAGGACAAUACUAUGGCCUUGGAUCUGAAACACGAGGAACAGCUACGGAUGUUCCUGAUCCUUUUGGGAUAGUUGUAGGUGAUCCUGCAGAAAUUCCAGAGGGAUAUGAGGAGAAGUGGAUGGUUAAUAUCCACGCCAUUGAUACACGCGGCGUGGUGGAUAGGAUGGGGUGCACUGAGUGUAGGUGUGACCUUUACAAUGUUACAAAGAAAGAACAUGGGGAGCCUCUAAGUUCAGACUAUAAAGGAGGUUAUUAUUGUUGUUAUGAUCAAACCCAGUGCAGGUUGAGGGAAGGCUUUGAGGGCCCAAAGAGGAGCCUCUACCUAAGAUACACAGUGAAGUGGGUUGAAUGGAACAAGUUCAUUGUGCCUGUAAAGAUUUAUAUACUUGAUGUCACUGAUACUUUAAAAAUAUCAGAUGAUUCUAGUGGAAUGAUCCCUGAGCAUGAUUGCAAGACCGAGUAUGAAGUUGAAUCUUGCAGCACUGGCCAAAAGAAUGGUAAUGGCUGUCUUGAUGUGAAGAGAACAAGCCUCCCAAUGCAAAAGGGUGGUUAUGUCAUAUAUGGUGUUGCUCAUCAGCAUUCAGGUGCCACUGGAUCAACUCUCUAUGCACAGGAUGGAAGGGUUAUAUGUUCUUCAAUACCAAGGUAUGGAAAGGGAAAGGAAGCAGGAAACGAAGUAGACUACAUUGUAGGAAUGAGCACAUGUUAUCCUCAACCAGGUUCUGUAAAGAUAAUUGAUGGUGAAACUAUAACUCUAGAGUCUAACUACAGCAGCAGCCGUGGCCACACUGGAGUAAUGGGGCUUUUCUACCUAUUGGUGGCAGAACAGCUUCCACACCAACACUUCAGAUAUUCUUCUCGUUCUUCAUUUUUUAUGAAUAUAAAUAGUAUAAUUCAUUGAUAGAUAAGUUGUGAGAUGCAAAUAUAAGUUGAGUGUCAUAUCGAUGGUAUCACAGUAUGUAUCACGGUUAAAAGAAAUACAGAAAUACAUAUCGAUGGAACAUAUACUUCUCAUAUUCGGCAGCAAUAGGACAACACACGCAAGAACCGGCAAAGAGCAUAUUUUCAAGUUUAAGGAUUGUAGUAAUGUGAUUAUCAAUUAUUUGUAUUGGUGAGGGUUUGUAAUGUUUGUCUUAAACCAGUCUUGCUUAUUAUGGUUGUGUGAUAUGUAAUACUAUAUAUAUCAUGUUUGUUGUAAAUAAAGUGGUCUUAUAUAACUAGAAGAGAGAAUAAAUCAAGCUGUUCGACAGGGACAUAUGUUCUAUCCUA